Molecule: messenger RNA, 9337 nt
Organism: Tachysurus fulvidraco (yellow catfish)
Lineage: Eukaryota; Metazoa; Chordata; Actinopteri; Siluriformes; Bagridae
Gene: plxnb1b
Product: plexin b1b
Exons: 40
Coding region: 698-7402 (2234 amino acids)
Biological process (GO): positive regulation of axonogenesis; semaphorin-plexin signaling pathway involved in axon guidance; regulation of cell migration
Cellular component (GO): semaphorin receptor complex
Molecular function (GO): semaphorin receptor activity; protein binding
Source: RefSeq, a predicted model, not a curated record
UGAGAUGACACGGUCCUAUGAAACUGUGAGUGUGUAUGUGUGAUUGUGUGUGCCGCUCCUUCACCGGCUCCAUGUGAGAACCGUGUUCUUUUCCUCGUUUGCUUAUGAAAAAAUCUUUUCCAGACUUGUUUUUUAAACAAGUUAAGGGAACGUGUAGGACAAGCUUUUUAAACAGUGCAAGUUUAGCUCAACUCUUCCACGGAGGAACCUGGGGACGUGCGCGCGGGUGUUGAAGCUCCACAUUACGCACUGGAUAAAGUGAACUCUUCAUACAGGUGGGGUUUAGCGGGUUAGGUGAAGGUGAAGCUGGUUAAAGUGGGACUUUGUCUGCAGAACACUCAAGGUCUGGAUUGCUGCUGCAGAUAUGCAAAGCUACUGAUCACACAGCAGCCAACAGAGAAGUGCUGGCCAUAGAGGAGAAACUUCAGGAGUUUUGAAACUGAGGCUGCUCAUCGCCUGUAUCUGCCUGACCACCCAAUCCUGUGAAUACUAGAGGGAAUUUCCAACAUUCAUGUGUGGCAAAGUAAUCAUCCACACCCAGUGAAUCUUACAUUACUGUUGAGUCCAGUCUCCAGAAGGAUGUUUUUUUGAGUGAACGAGAGUGCAUUGUGGGUGCCUGUGUUAGACCACACAGCUGACCUGUCAAGAGAGGACAUGCCUCUAUAAAAGACAAUUACCAAACAAAUGAGUUGUCACCAUGUUCCCCGGGAUGGUGCGUGUAUUGCAUGCUCUUCUCCCCGUCCUGGUUUUGUGUGCAGUCUCCCAGAGCAUCUCGUCACUGCACCCCUAUCCAGUGUUUAUGCGCAACACCACACAAUUCGAGCAUCUGGCUCUCCACCCUGAACCGGAACUGGGGCGCAUCUACGUGGGUGCCCGUGAUCGUCUGUUCCGGCUAUCCUCAAACCUGCGACUGGAGGAGGAGGUGAUGACCGGGCCUGUGACGGACAGCCGUGAAUGCCUGCCUCCAAUCAGCGACACCAGCUGCCCGCUGGCACAACAGACCAGCAACCACAACAAGCUGCUUCUUAUCGACCCUUCAAGCAAGGUGCUGAUCAGCUGCGGCAGUGUGUACCAAGGCACAUGUCAGAAGCGAGAACUGGAUGCCAUUGGUACUGUGACCUUUUCAGCCCAGAGGCCUGUGGACACACAGUAUGUGGCAGCCAAUAAACCUGAGGUUUCCACUGUGGGAUUGGUGGUUCCCGCACAUGGAGCACGACAGUCAGUGCUGUACGUGGGUCGUGGCUAUACCAGCAGCCAGCCGCCCAUCUCCACACGCAACCUAGCUACUGAACCUAUCUUCUCAUAUGAAGAAACAGCAAAGCUAACCGUGGUUGAACGGCUUUCAGAAUACGACCACCACUUUGUGACCUCUUUUGCACACAAUUACCAUGUCUACUUUCUGUUUUACCGCCGUGAUUUGAAGUCAGAUGGGCGUGACUACCAAACAUACGUGUCUCGUGUGUGUCUGGACGAUAUGGCGUAUUAUUCGUAUGUAGAGGUUCCACUAAGCUGCCGUUCAGCUGCCGGAAAGAGAUACACCUUGCUACAAGCUGCUCGACUGGGACUGGCAGGAGAAACUAGAGGGGAAGACAAAGAGCUCCUGCUAGGGGUUUUCUCCACACAUUCUGCCUCAUCCACCAAGCCCAGCAACGAGUCAGCCCUGUGCAUGUUCUCCCUGCAGGAACUGGAUAAACACAUCAACAACACUCGAGAUCUCUGUUACACAAAAGUGGGCCUGCAAGAUGGACUCGAGGCUGCCUAUAUAGAGUAUGAGGUGAAAUCAAACUGUGCCAGUUUGCCACCAAGCACUCUAGAGGCUUACCAAUGUGGUUCUGACCACACUCCGAGCCCAAUGGCUAGCAGUGUCGCGGUGGAGGCUGAGCCGAUAUUGGACAGUCCUACUACUCGUCUUACUGCGGUUGCUAUUAGCAUCAAAGCAGACCACACCAUUGCUUUUCUGGGAGACUCUAAGGGAAACUUACACAAGGUGUUUUUGGGUCCUAACGGUGAGGUGGAAGAAUAUGCCAUUAUUCCCAUUCAACCUAAUGCAGCAAUAAGCAGUGAACUGACUCUCGACCAAUCAGAAGAGCACCUGUACAUUAUGACCAGCACUAUGCUGGAGAAAAGGCCUGUCGCUGAGUGUCACCUGUACACGGACUGUGGGUCGUGUCUCUCAGCUCGAGAUCCUUACUGUGGCUGGUGUGUGCUGGAGGGGAGGUGUGUUCAGCGUGGCGAGUGUGCACGUGGGAAGCAGGCUGAUCAGUGGCUAUGGAGUUUUGAUAUGGAGCAGCAGUGUCUGAAUGUGCAAACCAUCACACCAUCAAACCUCAGCAGAGAGGAGAGCAGGACAAUAGCUCUAUUUGUUCCUGGUCUCCCGAGGCUAGAGGAUGGGGAAUCAUAUUCCUGUUUCUUUCAAGACAUUUUCUCUCCUGCAAGCAUCACUGAAAGCUGGGUCACCUGCCCCUCACCACCCCCCCAGAAAGUCCCCACUGUGUCACCUGGAAAAGAUUUUUUAGCAGUCACAUUAUCCUUACGGUUUGGUGAUGUCAUUGUGACUUCUUCGGAAUUCACCUUCUAUGAUUGCAGAGUUGUUAAACAUCUCUCUGGGAGUAUGCCUUGUCAUGGAUGUGUGUCAAGUCGUUGGGGCUGUAACUGGUGUGUACACGAGCAUGUGUGUUCCCACAAGACUCACUGUGAGCAAGGGGUCAUCAUUUACAACGAAAAUUUCAAAGUCCCUGCACCCUCCCCUUCUCGAAUUAUACCCAUCAAGAUUCCAACCGUCACUAUGAAACACGUACUUCAUACCUCCAUACCACCUACUAAACCUCCAGCUACACCUCCGACUACAACCACUGCACCUACUACAACCACUACAACUCCAACCACUCAAGCUACAACUAUAACUACACCACUGGCAACUACAACCAAUACACCAGCCACCACCUCCUCUCCAACUAUAUUGCCUGCAAUUCCUGAACCCACCGUUCCCCCUACCUUCCCAAUGUCGCCAACCCUCCCAUCCCAAAUCAUAACCACAACUCCCUCAUACUCUACACUGCCUGUUCUGAAGGAGCGUACCUCAGAGGAGAUACUGCUAGCCUCUGAGACAGAGGCAGAAGCCCUUAGCGAAGCCAAGAGUGUUGUGAUCACCAUCUCUAGUCUGGAUACUGAAAUGGAAACCGAGCCACCACACAUUAAUGAAGCAGCCAUUGACCAGAUGACUUCAGAGACACCGACAGAAGCUGUAGUGUUGCUGUUUUCUGGAGAAGUCACGCCACUGGUGGAACCAGUAACUGAUGCUCAGGCAUUGCCUAGCAGUCCACAGAUUGUAGAAGAAUCUCUUCCACUGGCUGAGCCUCCUACACCAUCAGAAAGUCUUGAGUCUGUGGGAGAAGAUUCUAAUCCUGUCAGCUUAUUGCCUACAGUGCCUGCUGUUCUACCGUCUGGUUUGCCUGUUCCCUCAGAGAGGGAUGCAGAACUGGAGGUGCUUCACAUCCCCCCAGAGGAAACGGGCAUGGCUGAAAAUGACACAACUGCAUUUUCAGCAGCAACAGUGCUGUCGGGUGAUGGAGAAUUAGACCACAUCUCUCCUGGCUACCCUCGGCUCUUGGAUGUAGAUUCUGAGACAGACUACCACUAUGACAUGGCAAACCUACCGCAGGGAGAUGAGGGCUUGUUUGAGAGUUUGGGUUCAUCUGCAUGUCCUUGUGUUGAGAGAGUACAGGGCUCACCACUGCUGCCUGUACAGACAGAGAGGAAGAUCAAUCUGUUGGCUCGCAACCUUCAUCUGUAUCAGGACCAAGACUUGGAGUAUGAGUGUGUUUUGGUGAUUGAGGGACAGACUGUGGUGGUGGAUGCCUAUGUAGAGAGAGAUAGCACAAACACAUCUUUGUUUGACAUUACUUGUCAGCAACACAAGUAUUCCUACUCAGCCUUGGUGGAGGAGUACAACGCCAUGGUGUAUGUGAAGAGGAGAGACACUUUUCAUGUGGACAGCUUUAAUGACCUCUUUGUGACUUUGUACAACUGUUCGGUGGGCCGAUCAGACUGCAGCCGGUGUCACACAGCAGAUCAGAAGUACGACUGUGUGUGGUGUGGCGAGGUUCAGUCAAGCUGUGUGCAUAAAGAGGCCUGCUUAAAUACGAGGGUUAAAUACACAUGUCCUGCUCCUGUCAUUCAUUCUAUCGAGCCUCUAACAGGCCUGAAAGAGGGAGGUACCACUCUCACCAUCAGUGGUUCCAACUUGGGCCAGAAAGCUCAGGACAUCUUACAGUCAGUCAGUGUGGCUGGCAUUUCCUGUUCAGUCAAACCAGAACUGUAUGAGAUAUCAUCCAGAAUUGUGUGUGUAACAGGAGAGAGCAAAGAGGAGAAGUCAGGUCAUGUCUCAGUAGAAGUGUCUGGUGCAGGGCAAAAAGGACUCUCUAGUCAAACUUUCAGCUACCAGGAACCAGUUCUUGAAGGGGUGAAUCCCCAGAGAGGACCCCAGGCAGGGGGUACCUCUCUCACCAUCAUGGGCAAAAAAUUACUGACUGGCAGAGCCAGUGACAUCAGUGUGCUAGUGGGCAGUGUCCCCUGUGUAAUUUUUGAAAAUGUGCAGGAAGGCAGGAUCGAGUGUGUCACAGGUGCUAGCAACCAGACUGGAGAUCACAUAGUAAAAGUGCACUAUGGCAACCUUGAGCGCUCUCUCAAUGACAUCCGCUUUCACUACACCCCAGAUCCUAAUAUAACAGAGGCUAAACCUUCGAAAAGCUUCAUCAGUGGCGGUCGCGUGAUCAGAGUGCGUGGACAUAACUUGGACGUAGUCCAGGAGCCACGCAUCCGAGUGACCAUGACCAGGAAAAGAGGUAGCAGACAGAGAAGAAGGAGAAACGGAGGGAGCAUUAAAGCUAAGGGCAGUGGUUUACUGUUGAGACACAAGAGGAUCAUUUCUGAAGUAGACAUUGCAGAAAACACUGGAAAAUAUUUUGAUGAACGGUGUGAGGUGAACACUUCCACUCUACUGCUGUGUCGUAGCCCUGGUGUGAGCUCUGAGAUGUUAGAAUCUGAUGUGCUGGUGGAGUUUCUUCUGGAUAACGUGCGCUUCAACUUUAACUCAGUCAGCAUAGUGCCUUUUACCUAUGAACCAAACCCAACCCUCACUCCUCUCAACCACCUUGAGCCCACUGAGCCCUACCUCUACAAACCUGGAUCAGUCAUAUCAGUAGAGGGGCAGAAUCUAGACCUAGCAAUGUCUAGCAAGGAGGUGGUGGCUCUUAUUGGUGAGGGCAUAUGUACAGUUAAAACUCUGACAAAAAACCAUCUGUAUUGUGAACCACCUGCCCAGCAGCCCUCCCCCUCCUACAGCCACGGACGCAAGAGAGAAGGUGCCGAUGCUCUCCCAGAGUUCACAGUACAGAUGGGGAAUCUGAACUUUUCUCUGGGAAGGGUGCAGUAUGACACCCUCAGUCAGUCCACCUUUCCUUUGGAGGCACAGAUAGGGGUUGGAGCAGUGGCUUCUCUUGUCGUUCUUAUUGUUGUGAUCAUUGUUCUCAUUUACAGGAGGAAGAGUAAGCAGGCUUUGAGAGAUUACAAGAAAGUUCAAAUUCAGCUGGAGAAUCUAGAGACGAGUGUGAGAGACCGGUGCAAGAAAGAGUUUACAGACUUGAUGACUGAAAUGAUGGACAUGUCAAGUGAUAUGGUGGUAUCAGGGAUUCCGUUUCUGGAUUACAAGAUGUACGCUGAGCGCAUCUUUUUCCCGGGUCAUCGGGAGUCGCCAUUGCGCAGGGACCUGGAUGUACAGGACUGUAGACGGGCCACAGUGGAGCAGGGUCUUGUCCAACUUUCCAACCUGCUCAACAGCAAACUCUUCCUCACCAAGUUUAUCCACACUCUGGAGAGCCAGAGGACUUUCUCUCCCAGAGACCGAGCUUACGUGGCCUCUCUACUCACUGUAGCCCUACAUGGCAAGCUGGAGUACUUCACUGACAUACUGAAAACAUUGCUUAAUGACCUGGUGGAGCAGUAUGUUGCCAAGAACCCCAAACUCAUGCUUCGAAGAACAGAGACUGUUGUGGAGAAGCUCCUGACCAACUGGAUGUCGAUAUGCCUUUACUCUUUCCUGAGGGACUCGGCAGGCGAGUGUUUGUACAUGCUUUUUAGAGCCAUAAAGCACCAGGUGGACAAAGGGCCUGUGGACGCAGUGACCGGCAAAGCCAAAUACACCCUUAAUGACAGCCGACUACUCCGAGAGGAUUUGGAGUAUCACACACUGACUCUGAACGUUCAGAUGGAGGGAGUAGGAAUGAAUGAGACUCAGCCAGUAGCAGCUAAAGUACUAGACUGUGACACUAUAACCCAAGUCAAAGAGAAGAUUCUAGACCAGGUCUUUAAGGGAACCUCAUACUCCAAUAGACCUCACACAGACUCCCUGGAUUUGGAAUGGCGUUCAGGUGUUGCAGGUCACCUCAUUCUCUCAGAUGAAGAUUUAACAUCUGUGGUACAGGGCAACUGGAAACGCCUCAAUACAAUUCAGCAUUACAAGGUCCCUGAUGGAGCUACAGUUGCGCUGGUGCCACGACAUAGCAAACACAUCCAUCAUGACAACCAUGACUAUGUGGCAGGAGAGAAGACGCCAAUGCUGGAGGAUGCAGAUGAAGGCGGAGUCAGACUGUGGCAUCUUGUAAAAGCCAGUGAGGAACCUGAACUGCCCAAACACAGAAGAGGCAGUUUGCGAGAGAGAGAGAGGGCCAAGGCCAUACCGGAGAUCUACCUCACACGACUGCUCUCCAUGAAGGGCACACUGCAGAAGUUUGUCGAUGAUCUAUUCACUGUGAUUCUGAGCACAAGUCGGCCCGUUCCCCUCGCUGUGAAAUACUUCUUUGACCUGCUGGAUGAUCAGGCAACACAUCACGGCAUCUCAGACCCAGAAACAAUACAUAUAUGGAAAACAAACAGUCUGCCUCUGCGCUUCUGGAUCAACAUUGUGAAGAACCCUCAGUUCCUCUUUGACGUGCAGGCAUCUGACAAUGUGGAUGCUGUCCUGUCUGUCAUCGCUCAGACCUUCAUGGAUUCCUGCACCAUUGCUGAGCACAAACUGGGCAGGGACUCCCCCAUCAACAAGCUGCUGUAUGCCAGAGACAUUCCCCGUUAUAAGCAGAUGGUGGAGAAGUACUAUGCUGACAUCAGGCAGACGAUCCCAGCUAGUGAUCAGGAGAUGAACUCCGCUUUAGCUGAACACUCCAGGACUUACUCAGGAGAGCUGAAUUACCUAGUGGCCCUGCAUGAGCUGUACAAGUAUAUCAACAAAUAUUAUGACCAGAUCAUCACCGCCUUAGAAGAGGACACCACGGCUCAGAAGAUGCAGCUCGGUUAUCGUCUUCAACAGAUCGCAGCUGCGGUGGAAAACAAAGUGACAGACUUGUAAUUAAGAGAUCAGAAAGGGAUGAUUGACAGGAGGGGAAAGAAACAAGAAGAAGAUGAAAAACAUGGGUUGCACUGAAGACUGGACCUACUGUAUGUAUUUGACUGCAGAGUUGUGUAGAAGCAGCGAGUGAGAACCACAGCACUGUGGCGUUGACUUAAAUGAUGGAGUAAACACACUGCCACUUUACAUGGGAAAAGAGGACUCACCGUGUAAUUGGACUACAUGGUUUCUGUCAUUAUCUGAGGGAUUAGUAAAUUGGAGACUCUUCAACAUUCUCUGAAUGAUGGGACAGUUUCAAGAGGAAGUUCUCUCUCAGUCCUUCUGGGGAAAUCAAAGAGGACACGUACCCACGCAGUGGAGUGUGUGUGUAAAGUGACUGCAAGAAGAGCAGCCAUGUUGUCCAUCUCCUCCACGACUCAAUCAGGUGACUACUGCAGUUUUUUUUAACACAAACCGGCUGCAGACUCUCCAGUUCAUGCUACAUACAGCAUUCAAAAUCAGUACUGACUGACAUGGGCUCAAGUUCAUACGGUUCUGUUACACAUAGACAAACAUUUCAAGAGGAUUAAUAUGACACAUGUCAAAGUAGAGACAAGGCUUCAAAAGGCAUGAAUUGUACAGGUCAAAAAACGAAAUCUGUGCCUCACAGAACUUUCGCUUCUUCCUGCCGUUCUCUACCUCUUCAUAUGUUUCUCGUUCCGAUUCUCUCUACUUCAUUCUUUCUGUGUGUUUUAUCAGUAUGCAGACUCUCUCCAUCCGUGCAGCAGUUACUGUGUGUAUGAACUAAUAUAAUGAAGUCAUGGGCUUUUCUGUUGUCAUUUUAUUUUUCCUGCUUAUUUCCACUGGCAGGGUGUGACAGAGUGAACGUUCCUGGUGUAAAACAUCAAUUCAGAAUCUAGUCAUUUUAGAUGAUUAUUUAUUUAAUAUUAGCACAUGUAACAUGCAUGUUCCACUUCUUCUCAAACCAUCUGUGUCAUCCGUCCAAGUCAUUAAAAGGAGCUCUGAUACGGAAAGAAAAAUACAAACAAAAGAACUUUCAGUCUUCUCUAAUCUAGCACUAGAAUGCAUUUCAACAUUUUGUCUGUUGUAUUAAUGUAUUGUCUGUGUUUGGCACUAAAGAGAUAGCUGGUGAUUGUCCCUCACAUUUUAAUUCAUUUAUUAUUAUCUCUCUUUUUUUUUGUAUAAGAAUCACUGGAAGGGCAGUAUGCAGGAAAACGACUCUGUAAAUGUGUAAGGUGUAACGAAUGAAUUUGGAAAAAGUUAUCGGUUCUGCUCUAAACAUUCCUUUUAUAUGGCAUGAGAGAAACUGAUGUUCUAAUCAAUAACCAUUGAAAAGUAUUGUGUGUGUGUGUGAGUGGGUUUGAGAGCCAGCUUCAGUUCCUACUACAUUGUGGAGUCAAUAUUUUUGUUAUACUACAUUGCCUUCAGCGUAUCAUUAUCAGCAAGUGGAUUGAUGACUAGCCAUUUUAAUUUUAGUUGUUUUUUUAUUUUUAUUUUUAUUUUAUUUUUGUUGUUUUUAACAAAAGGUUAUUAGCAUACAUCCUGAAACAGACAUAUUGAAAGGGAGAGAAAACUUUAAAUCAACACAGUUAACUUGAAAAGAGGUGAAAAUGCAGAAAGAUGGAACUAGUGAUGCAUAAAGGAUUUAAUGGUACAUAAAUGUAAGACACAUGGACCACACGUGUAAUUAGCGGUGCGAACAGAUGUAAUUGUUUAAGAUUAAAAUAUGUGCAGAAGUUUCAGAAGGAAGUAUAAAGUUAUAACUAUUAUUAGGUUAUAUAAAUUAUGUGUAGAUUAGAGCAGGCUCUUUAAGUUUGAAAAUAUGUUGUUAAUAGCAUCAUGCAUAAUGAUUGUGUUUCAGCUGUAGCUUCUUACCAACAGUAUGUGAAAAUUUUUACAAAUUAUAUGGAGAUUUAAUAAAAAUAUUCUAAAAGA